Molecule: messenger RNA, 1661 nt
Organism: Ilex paraguariensis (yerba mate)
Lineage: Eukaryota; Viridiplantae; Streptophyta; Magnoliopsida; Aquifoliales; Aquifoliaceae
Source: the annotation of a GenBank genome assembly
GCCACAAGGAGAAAGUAAAUUCCUAUUUUAGAUGGCUCAGAGGGCUGAUCACAUCUCCUUAAGCAUACAAGAUGAACCUGCUAAUCACAUCUCCUCAAGAAUACAAAAUGAGCUUGCUUGCUUUUCUCCUCCACCAUCUGAGCGUUGCAUUUUCAGAGUGCAUGACAAACUACGCACUCAUAAUGAGAAAGCCUAUGAACCGAGUAUAAUUGCAAUUGGUCCUUAUUACCAUGGGAAAGGUAAAUUGCAAGAGAUGGAAGAACACAAACUAUGGUAUCUGCAACAGUUGCUUCAACGAAAAAAUGAGACGAUUGUGGAUAAAUAUGUCAUGGCCAUGAGUGACAUGGAAGAGAGGGCGAGAAAAUGUUAUGCAGAAUCAAGUAGCCUUGACAAAACGGAUUUUGUGAAAAUGAUGCUUCUUGAUGGGGUAUUUGUCAUUGAAUUUUUUCGCAAGUGCAAUUCGAAAUCAAAUUAUGAAGAUGACCCUCUUUUCCAAUUUUGGGCAAUUCAGGGUCAAGUAUUUUGUGAUUUAUUACUAUUGGAAAAUCAACUUCCAUUUUUUAUCCUUGUCCAGUUGUUAAACAUGACGAGGGAUCCAAACACAGAAGAAGACAUCAUUUCUCUAGCAUUGUCUUCUCUAGAAGUGGUGCCAGGGCCAGAUAUCCCAGUCGAUGAUGUCAAGCAUCUAUUUCACCUAGUCGAUGAUGUCAAGCAUCUACUUCACCUAGUACAUCGCAGUAUGUGCCCUUCAUUUGCUAACGAAAAUGAAAAUGACCAAGACAAAGGCAAAGACGAAGACAGUAUGUACCUUUCAUUUGCUAAAAAGCAAAUGAAAGGCAGUACUGCUAAAAAGAAAAUGAAAGGCAGUAUGUGCCUUCCAUUUGCUAAAAAGUCCAAGUCCUAUGGUGAAGAAAAUGAAAAUGACCAAGACAAAGGCAAAGACGAAGACAAGAACAAAGGCAAAGACAAAGACGAAGACGAAGACGUGUUCACAUAUACUGCUACAGAGCUCCAAGAGUUUGGAAUUGAAUUCAAGGUGGCAAAGGAAAGUAACAGUUUGUUCAAUAUUAAGUUUGCUAAUGGGUCGAUGGAAAUUCCUCGGUUGGUAAUUGAUGACUGGACUGAAUCCAUUUUACGAAACUUAAUUGCAUACGAACAGUUUACUCCUGGGGGUCAACAAAAGUAUGUCUCAGAUUAUGCCAAUUUUAUGGAUUUUCUUGUUAAUUCUCCAAAAGAUGCCGCAUUGCUUCGGUGUUCUAGAAUUAUCGUUAACUUGUCAGGUGAUGAUAUUGCGGUGUGCAAUAUGUUCAACAAGCUUUCCAACGAUGUCAUGCUCUCGCCUAAACCCUAUCACAAUCAAGUGUUCACAGAUGUGCGUAAGUAUUGUAGGAGGCCUAGCAACAAAUGGAUGGCAAACUUAAGGCACAAUUAUUUCAACAGUCCAUGGGCAUCCAUUUCAGUUGUUGCUGCUGUUGUGCUCCUUCUACUGACUGUAGCCCAGACUAUAUUUUCUGCACUCUCCUAUAUCUAAAUGGAUCCCAAGAUUCAUUAUUCCCUCCCCCGGGAGAGAUAUCAUGUGUCCAUGUGUUGUAUCAAUUAAUCAGUGAAAUGGAACUUCAGUUUUUAUAUAUAAUAAAAUUGCUCAAGUUGAAUAGAUUCUU